This is a messenger RNA of Rotaria socialis, 945 nucleotides long. The record is from the annotation of a GenBank genome assembly. NCBI's taxonomy places the organism in Eukaryota, Metazoa, Rotifera, Eurotatoria, Philodinida, Philodinidae.
AUGCAAGUGUAUGGUAUAUCUCGUUUAACUUCAAAUACAAUGAGACGAGCAUUUCCUAUAUUUCGAAAUUUAUUACAAACAGAAACUCUGCGUACAACAAACUUUUGUCGUUUUGCAUCAACUGGAAGUGAUCAACAAAAACAAAAUGAUGACAAAAAAACGAACAUGACAAAUUUAUUUUAUAUUCUUGGAGGUUUAGCAGGUGCAGGUUUAAUCUAUUCAGUGAUUCGAAAUCGAAAAAUUUCUCAAGAAAAACAAAAAGCGCUUUCAGAAUAUGAUAAUAAACGCGAUGAUGCCAACAAAACACUUGCUGAAAAAGCACAAGAUUUACAAGAUGGAAAAUCACUAGAUGAAGAUUCGAAAUCGGUGAAAAAAGAAGAAUUAACACCACAUAUUCCGAAUUUUGCUCAAUAUUUAAUAAUUGGUGGAGGUACAACUGCCAUGAGUGCAUUUAAAACUAUUCGAGCACUCGAUCCAACUGCCAAAGUUCUUGUAGUAAGUGCAGAGAAUUACAUGCCAUAUAUGCGUCCACCACUAUCAAAAGAUAUUUGGUAUACAGAUGAUGAUGAUCUUAUCAGCAAACAUUCAUUUAAACAAUGGAACGGAAAUGAGAAAAGUUUAUAUUUUAUUGAUAAUGAAUUUUACAGUGACGUGAAAACAUUGAACGAACAAGAGAAUGGUGGUGUUGCAGUUGUUCUUGGAAGAAAAGUUACCAACUUGGAUUUAAAGAAUUCUGUAGCCAAACUAGAUAAUGGAUGGGAAGUCACAUUUGAAAAAUGUUUGAUAGCUACAGGUGGUCAAGGAAAAAAUUUGAAAAUAUUUCAAACAGUAUCAAAUCGUUUAAAAAACAAAAUAACACUCUAUAGAGGCGUAAGUAUUGACUCUUAUAUUAUAAUUAUGUUUUAUAUUAGUAUAGUAGUGACAAAGAAUUGUAUGCUUCAAUGA